This is a messenger RNA of Talaromyces stipitatus ATCC 10500, 1934 nucleotides long. RefSeq names its product UV radiation resistance protein (UVRAG), putative. Lineage: Eukaryota; Fungi; Ascomycota; Eurotiomycetes; Eurotiales; Trichocomaceae. The record is from RefSeq and is a predicted model, not a curated record. The transcript is spliced from 2 exons. The coding region runs from base 1 to 1878 and encodes 625 amino acids. Gene Ontology annotation, molecular function: SNARE binding. Gene Ontology annotation, biological process: SNARE complex assembly. Gene Ontology annotation, cellular component: endosome; lytic vacuole.
AUGGCCGAUUCCCAUGACAACGGGCGUCGCGAGCGACCAUUGCUAUUCUCCGUGAACCGGAAAUUGCGCCAUGUGCAGAGCCUAUCAAUCCGAAAUCUAUCUAUCACGCCACCAAACCGCGCUCGCGGUAAGACGAUUGAUGACGAUGACAUUCCUUACGCUCUGGAAACUCCGGUCAAGCUUGCCAGCCAGGCGCAAAAUCGAAGUAUCAUUCAAUCUCGCUCUUACACGGAUCUCAAAUCAGCAUCUUCUCAGAAGCAACCCGUGAACGGGGAGCAAGAGCAGGAUGACAAACGAGUAAAAGAAUCGCGCCGUAUGCGCCGAAGGAGCACUUUACCAUGGAGCGGAGGAAAUUUGGAGAGUCGUCAAACGAAACUGGAGGAUAUCGCUCGUAGUAGGAUGGCCGAUGUCUGGUUUUCCAUUCACUGCGAUGGCAUUGAUAGCCCCGUGUACAUCAGUGAAGUGGUUGAGAGAACAACAAACCCGGACUUCCGCGUGCUUGAUCUCAACGUGUGCGGUCCGCAUGUCUCCAGGAUGGACCAAUUGACAGUCAAAGUAUGGGUCAAAUCAGAGAACAUGAACGAUUACACGCUUCUGCUCGAGCUUCAUUUAAGUCUCAGGUCUCUGCAAUUUGUUGGCAAAUCACUAGAGACUUUCCAUCAUCCACUUCCCCCAAAUUGCGUCUUGUUUCAUUUUGCAGACGGAGUAUUCACAAACCUCACUGACUUUCCACCCUCUCAGACUAAUUUUAGCAGUUUUUCAAGCGAGAAAUCUCAGGCUGAAACUCAGAGCACGUCUUCAUACGAUGCAUUGAUGCGAUUGGCCAAUCUAGAUGACUGUAUACAGGAUGCAUUGGCAACCAGGGAGAAGCUGGAAUCUCAAAUAAAUGCCAUACUGAAGAAGCAUCAGAAAAACUUAGAGCUUCUUUGCCAAGUAUCUCAGGCUGAAGAGAGGGCGGCCUUGAUUAAAAGAAGCCUCGCCAAUGAGAAAAAGCAAGUUCGCUGGACUGCGAAACGGAAGGACGAAUUGAUUGACAGUCUCAAGACACGGCGGGAGUCAAUGGCUCUUGGCCGUGAGAAUCAGAACAAGAUACGCACUCACUUAUCAGAUGCGCAGCUGAAAUUGUCUUCAAGUGCCUCUUUGCUGGAGCAGAAUCAAGAAGAUACGAAAGGCCAGAUACGGCGUAUCUGCGAGGACUUGCUCACAAUAUAUCCGAUCGAGCCUAUUUCCGACAAAGUAUUGGCCUUUACUAUUGCUGGAUUGUAUCUCCCCAACUCCCGAUUUGACGAUAUCGACCGGGAGUCGGUAGCAGCAGCUCUCGGUUACAUUGGUCAUCUUGUUUAUUUAUUGUCAUUCUAUCUUUCAGUCCCUCUACCUUACCCUCUCAAACCAUAUAUGUCGAGCACUUAUAUCCAAGAUCCGGUAUCGUCAGGACUCUCGCGCCGAACAUUCCCGCUGUACCCAGUCAACGUCCAAUAUCGGUUUGAGUACGGCGUCUUCUUAUUGAACAAGAACAUCGAAGUCGUUAUGAACCGCUUUGGUCUCCGGGUCCUCGAUAUCCGACAUACUCUACCGAACCUCAAAUACCUUCUCUACGUCUUGACAGCUCGAACAAACGAGCUCCCUGCCCGAAAAGCGGGAGGCGUCCGAGGUCUUCUUCUUGGGCGAGGUACACCGACAAUGUCGAGACAGAACAGUCAGGACAGCUUUGCAAGCAGUGAAAUCAUCAUGCCGCAUCGUAUGCCGUCCGAAGUGCAUACUCAGGCAACUAUAGCCAACAACGACGCUAGUAAGGGCCAAUCGUCGUAUUUGGGAAAGCAGUCUUUCUUAACCCCAGUCAUGCCUGGGACUGCAACGGAGGUUGGUAAUGUUCGAUAAAUUGCUACAAUUGGGGUUUGCUAGACAGGUAGAGAUUAUAAUUUGUAUAUACGCUU